Molecule: messenger RNA, 543 nt
Organism: Larimichthys crocea (large yellow croaker)
Lineage: Eukaryota; Metazoa; Chordata; Actinopteri; Sciaenidae
Gene: ccl36.1
Product: chemokine (C-C motif) ligand 36, duplicate 1
Exons: 3
Coding region: 57-332 (91 amino acids)
Biological process (GO): immune response
Cellular component (GO): extracellular region
Molecular function (GO): chemokine activity
Source: RefSeq, a predicted model, not a curated record
AUUGUCUUUACAGCAGGUGGAGAGCAGUUGUGUUAUUAAUCUCCAGUCGAGUCAUCAUGAGGACCAGUCACAUCCUUCUGCUUUGCAUCUUGGGAGCCGUGCUGCUUCCUUCAGUGAUCUGCAGCAGUGCAAUCGGUCCUGAUGACUGCUGCUUCAAAUUCUACCCGAGAAGAGUGAUGAAAAACUUAAUCAAGUCAUAUUAUCUGUCGGAUCACCGCUGCUCGAAGGCUGCAGUCAUUCUGGUUACACAAAAGUCUCGUCGCAUCUGUGCAGAUCCGUCUCUCACCUGGGUCGACGGCAUCAUGAAAUAUUUGGAUGAGAAGUCCUUUUAAGCCAACUGCCCGCCCUUUAAAGUCACUGCGACUUUUGUUGCUUUAUCACAUACUAUGAAAUGCAUGCUGCAAUGUGGCUUAUGAUUCUGAUAUCAUGUGCAAAAUCUGUCUCAGUAAUUAAAGGUUUAAUCUUUCUCUUUUCUUGUAAUUUCUUUUGAAUGCUUUGUAUUAUCCACAAUAUCAUACAGUAAAAAAUCAGUUUAAAAACUUU